AAGGCGCAAUCGUCUCGCAGCGUGGGGGUUAUUGGUUACCUAGUAGGUACGCUGUGAACGACAGAGAAGCUUUGCUAACUUUGCAAGCCUCUAACGUCGAGCGAUUCUGCAAAAAAGACACCAAGAUGGCGACUGAAGGGAUAGGAGGCGUCACUAAGACUGCCUUUCAGGUUUUCCUUUUCCUGCUAUGGCUGUCCAGUCUCGGUGUUCUCGGCGUGUGCAUCUGGCUCAUGGUGGAUGACAUCGUGUCCACGGGCAUGCGCGCUGAGUUCGGGCUGGGCUGGUUCUACACACCGGUCCAUCUGCUGAUCGCCUCCGCCGUGUUCGGGAUGAUCGGCGGGGUUCUGGCCAUCAUCGGGACCAUGAAGGGGAACAGGCUGCUGCUGCUCAUCUUCUGUUCGGUCCUUUUCCUCAUCACCAUCUUGAGUCUCACCGCUGGAGGACUGUCUUAUCACUACAGAGACGAAGUGAGGCUGAUAGAGUUCAGUGAUUAUGUGGAUGACUCCCUGAUCGGUGCUCUGGCCGGAGACAAGCUGGACAACAGGCCUGUCGAGCUGCAGGCGGCCGUCAAGAGAGCACAGGAACGGUUCCUGUGUUGUGGCCUGACGUUUGCCGACAACUGGAUCGACCCGUGCUUAGACGAAACCUGCAGAAACACCAAUCUGAACUACUGCACUCCAUACCCGCCUUGUCGCCUGAAGUUGUACGACAUCGUGAUUCAGUACCUGUUGUAUUCGUCUGCGGUCGGCUUCGCCCACGGAGGUCUUCAGUUCCUCGGCCUGCUGCUAGUGCUGUACAUCGUGAGGAGGCUCGGCGGCAGCAAGAAGAAAGAGAAGCGCAAGGAGGCAGCAGAGAUGGAGAAAAUGCAAGCAUCUUAAUCUCCAUCAUGAACUUCACGAUUACACUUACAAUUACACACGAUUCGUAAUUCAAUAAUGAGGAAACAACUCCAUCUGAAAAUUUGACUGUUAUCUAUAUGCAUCCCUUGGUAUAAAAAGAUGGCCAUUUCUAGAAUUUUUUCCUCCUGACAUGUUAAGGUUUUCAUCAGUAUUGAGUUACAAUGCUGUAUUACAUGUUUAAAGAAUAGGACUAUAGACGUUGUAUUUUGGUCUAAUACUAGUAUUUCGGUCUGGUCAUAUUGUCUAACCAAGUUUUCUCUAUAGUAUUUGGGUUGCUUAAGUAUUAUUAAAUGAUCAUAAGCAGUGAUUAUAUUAAUUUUUAUCUAUGUAUAUUUUCGAAGAAAAAAAUUCAAUGAGCCAAUAAUGAUCUGUCAACUUUGAUACCAUGUUUCGAUAUGUCUUUUUCUCUGUUUUAUAAUAUGUGCUGUGAUUGGUUGAUGGCAUUGAUGACGUCAGCGUCUAAGUAGUUCAAAUGUACAAUGCAUGUACACUGCAGUCGCUGCAUUGAUGACGUGUUUCUUUCACGUUUUUGAAUGAGGGAUCUUGUAUUGAACAGGAUGACUGCUGUUUGAAGUUAAGUGAGAUAUGUAUUCAAAUGUGUGUUAUUGCCUAGCUUAGAUGGUCUUCAUGUGAUAUUGUUGAAAUGCAGAUAAUCAUAGUCAGACUCAAACAUGAUAAAAUUGUUAUAUACAAUAGCAAGUGGCCGGUACAUAACUCCGACCGGACAUUAGUGUAUCAUAUUCCCAGUAGCAUUGCUGUCAAAUUCACAAUAAAUAACAUCAAUAGACUUUUUACUCUCUGGAAAAAAAAUAGUCGGUGGUUGUGAA
This is a messenger RNA of Branchiostoma floridae (Florida lancelet), 1726 nucleotides long. RefSeq names its product tetraspanin-8-like. The transcript has 7 exons. Gene Ontology annotation, cellular component: membrane. Bases 126 to 878 code for a protein of 250 amino acids. Lineage: Eukaryota; Metazoa; Chordata; Leptocardii; Amphioxiformes; Branchiostomatidae. The record is from RefSeq and is a predicted model, not a curated record.